Molecule: messenger RNA, 453 nt
Organism: Podospora pseudocomata
Lineage: Eukaryota; Fungi; Ascomycota; Sordariomycetes; Sordariales; Podosporaceae
Product: Histone H4
Exons: 5
Coding region: 1-453 (150 amino acids)
Biological process (GO): nucleosome assembly
Cellular component (GO): nucleosome
Molecular function (GO): DNA binding; protein heterodimerization activity; structural constituent of chromatin
Source: RefSeq, a predicted model, not a curated record
AUGCCGCCUACUUUGCCGGCCAGAGGUGGUCCCUCCUCGUCGAGGGCCAAGGCGGUGAUGAGGAGUGUUGGGGGGAAGGCGCCGCUCGGGGUUGGGAAGGGGAAGGUGGGGGCCAAGAGGCAUAGGAGGAUUUUGAAGGACACGAUUCAGGGGAUUACUAAACCUGCGAUUCGUCGUCUCGCCCGCCGCGGGGGCGUUAAGCGUAUCUCGGGGAUGAUCUACGAGGAGGUCCGUAAGGUUCUCAAGGAUAGGCUUUCAGUGAUCCUGAAGGAUAUCACUACUUAUACCGAGUAUCGCGGUGCGAAGACCGUCACGGUCGAGGAUGUCAUCUUUGCCCUCCGCCGUAUCGGUCGUCCGAUCUAUGGUUUUGAUCCCGAGACUUAUACUGCCCCUAUGACGGGAAUGAAGAGAAAGGCGAUUGCGGGCGCGUCGCAGGAUAUGGAUGAAGACUAA